Arabidopsis thaliana (thale cress) is the source of this 1523-nucleotide messenger RNA. Its product is annotated as transcription factor. Gene Ontology annotation, molecular function: DNA binding. Gene Ontology annotation, biological process: regulation of DNA-templated transcription. The transcript is spliced from 6 exons. The record is from RefSeq and is marked reviewed. Bases 1 to 1521 code for a protein of 506 amino acids. Gene Ontology annotation, cellular component: cytoplasm; nucleus. NCBI's taxonomy places the organism in Eukaryota, Viridiplantae, Streptophyta, Magnoliopsida, Brassicales, Brassicaceae.
AUGUUAGUUGUCCUACAAAUUCAUUCAUCUAUAAACGUUAAAGUCUUUGCAUCUCGUCUAAGAAAGCAUUUUUUCUUCACUCGAAGAAAAAUAACAAGAAUUGCAACUUGUCUCUCUUCUUCACGUUGUCCAUUGUAUCCUUCCCACUGGAAUCUUUGUAGGUGGAAUAACAAACAAGGAGGAACAGAAAUCGGUUUGCUAAUUGGCGGGUUAAUAGUUUUCAGACAAACUCUCAAGUCCGAUCAGGAAACGAAACGAGAACAAAAGAAAAGAGAUUGGAUUUUGGUGACGGCGUUUCCUUCGCCGUCGUGUUCACCAUGUUCAAGAGAGACGACUACAUUCGAACUAAUCAUGACCCCUUUUUUUCAAAGUGGCAGGGUUUCGCCCGAUCUAUGUUUCUGCGUAAACCCAUUUCAGAAACUGCAGAAUUCGCAAGACUUUUGCGGACUACUCCUUAAUUUCUCGAGAUUUAGGUCCAAAGCCAAAGGAGCCAACGAGAAGGAAAAUUUCAGAGAAGGGAAAGAUCUUGUUGGUAGAAACAGAGUCCAAGGAGCCUUCCAGGGUCUGUAUGAGCUCAGUCAUGACCAUGGCAGAAAAGAUGAUGUUCUUGUGGCUAAUCUUGGUCAACCUGAAAGCAUUAGAUCCCGGCUCCGGUCUUAUAGUAGAUCUUUUGCUCAUCAUGACUUGCUUAAGCAGGGUUUGUCUCAAACUAUUCUUCCUACUACUCAGAACAAAAGUGACAACCAAACCGAAGAGAAGAAGUCUGAUUCUGAAGAAGAGAGAGAGGUCAGUUCUGAUGCUGCUGAGAAGGAGAGUAAUUCGCUUCCAUCUAUACUUAGACUCAGUCGGUCUAGACCUCAACCGGUUUCAGAGAAACAUGAUGACAUAGUUGAUGAGUCUGAUUCUGCUUCUGCUUGUGGAGUCUUACUAGAAGAUGGUACUACUUGCACUACAACUCCAGUCAAAGGAAGAAAGAGAUGCACAGAGCAUAAAGGGAAGAGACUUUCUCGUGUUUCCCCCGGGAUCCACAUACCGUGUGAAGUUCCUACCGUAAGAGAAUGUGAAGAAACUGAGAAUAUAUGUGGAGUGAUUUUACCUGACAUGAUACGUUGCAGAAGUAAACCUGUUUCAAGGAGAAAACGAUGCGAGGAUCACAAGGGAAUGAGAGUUAACGCCUUCUUUUUUCUGCUGAACCCAACAGAACGUGAUAAAGCCGUCAAUGAGGACAAAUCCAAACCUGAGACAAGUACAGGCAUGAACCAAGAGGGUUCGGGUCUUUUAUGUGAAGCUACAACAAAGAAUGGAUUGCCUUGUACAAGAAGUGCUCCUGAGGGCAGCAAAAGAUGUUGGCAGCACAAAGAUAAAACAUUGAACCACGGAUCAUCUGAAAAUGUUCAGUCAGCAACUGCAAGUCAAGUAAUUUGUGGCUUUAAGCUGUACAAUGGAUCAGUAUGCGAGAAAUCUCCAGUGAAAGGAAGGAAGAGAUGUGAGGAGCACAAGGGGAUGAGAAUCACAUCUUGAAU